UUCUCCGCUUGCUUGCCAGGUGAGCGACCCGACUGCUGGCAUCUGGAUGGCCUGGAGAGACGCUCAAGGUCGUGAGUACUACUUUUCACAACCACUUCUCACUUCCAGUUGAUCGGUUCGCUUUGCCCUCUUUUUUACGUCUUCUCUUCCCUUGUUCUAUUCCUCUUCCCCCUAUUUCCGGGCUAUCGCCAGUCAGUUUCCCAAUCCGACCGUCGGAGAUCGUCCGCUUAUUAUAUCGCUAUUUUCCUACUCCCUCACCUAACCGGCGUAACAUCGUAUUUCUUCCUAUUUAUUUUUUUUCUUUCUUUAUAUUCCCCUUCCUCGUUCCCGUACAUUCUCUAUAUCCCCUAAGACACUCGUUCUUCCUUUCUCGAUCUAUGAACGACCCAGAAUCCCGAGGCAUUUGUGUGAGGAGAGAUCGAUAUUCGUGAAGGUUGGGUAGUGUCUGGUGGAUGAUAUAACCGCCCUACAGCGCGCCACUUCCUCACCCCUCGGACGUUCUUCUUCCACUCGGAUCGCCAACGGGAUGAGUCCGCGGAGUGUCCCUGAACAGCUGGCGCCAGCCCAUACCCGAACGUGUUCGGUCACGGAUUCGGUCGCUUCGCUUUCGAGUGCUCAUUCGAGGUCAUUAUCUUCAAACAAAACUAUCACAUCGAUCCCCCCAAAUCUCCUUCCUUCAGCACCCGCAUCGCCGCCUACCCCGGCUCCUAGUCCCACCCCUCAUCAGAGGCCUCCGACAUGGCAGUCGGCCGAUGAAGACGAUGACGCUUUCCUUCUAAAUGCCAGGAUUCAUUUCAGUUCCCUGUCCAGCUUCAAAAGGCAGAAAUUCUUGGAGGGUAUCCUUAGUCUAUGUGAUAGCCAACAUCUGAGCUUUGUCUCUAGUUACGUCAGUCCUCGUUUGAGGAAGGACCCAUUUCUGGUCUUUCCCACUGAAUUAUGCUUGCGGGUACUUUCGUUCAUCGAUGAUCCAAAGACAUUAGCAAGAGCAUCUCAGGUAUCGAGGCGUUGGCGGGAACUAUUGAACGAUGACAUCACAUGGAAAAACCUCUGCGAGAAGCAUGCGUAUGCGUCUCGUAAGUCUUCGGAGGAUGACCGGGAUUUCGUCGACCCUUGCCACACUCAACAUAUGCGUACUAUCUCUGGCACAAACUCCCUGACUGGAUCGAGGAGUUCGCUCGCUUCCAGCCAUCAGUCCCAGGAUGGCCACCCCGGUCUGACUCGCUCCCUGUCGGGGGACUGGCUUGCGUCAGCAAGCUUGUCUUCACGAAAGCGGAGAGUUCGGCCUUUGUCAUACAGGACCCAUUUCAAACAGAAAUAUAUGGUGGAAUCCGCCUGGAAUAAAGGCGGGCGAUGCACCCAACGGCAUAUCACACCCGAUCAGGGAGUCGUUACGAGCCUGCACCUCACACCGAAGUAUAUUGUGGUUGCUUUAGACAACGCUAAGAUUCAUAUCUAUGACACCAAUGGAGAUAAUCAGAAGACGCUGCAAGGUCAUGUGAUGGGUGUAUGGGCUAUGGUCCCCUGGGAUGACAUACUGGUGAGCGGUGGCUGUGACCGCGAGGUCCGUGUCUGGAACAUGGCUACUGGAGCCGGUAUCUACCUAUUGCGUGGUCACACGUCAACUGUGCGCUGUUUAAAAAUGUCUGACAGGAAUACGGCUAUCUCGGGGUCUAGAGAUACCACGCUGCGGAUAUGGGAUCUGGCUUCAGGAACUUGUAGAAAUGUCCUGGUUGGACACCAGGCUAGUGUCCGGUGUCUAGCGAUUCAUGGGGAUUUAGUUGUUUCCGGAAGCUAUGAUACUACUGCACGCAUUUGGAGUAUCUCUGAAGGGCGAUGCCUCCGCACUCUUUCGGGCCAUUUUAGUCAAAUUUAUGCAAUCGCCUUCGAUGGCAGGCGGAUCGCUACCGGAAGUUUGGACACCAGUGUGCGGAUAUGGGACCCGCAAAGUGGUCAGUGCCAUGCUAUCCUCCAAGGCCAUACAUCUUUAGUGGGGCAGCUGCAGAUGCGGGGUGACACACUCGUCACUGGCGGCUCGGACGGGUCUGUCCGUGUUUGGUCUUUGACCAAAAUGACCCCAAUCCAUAGGCUAGCGGCACAUGACAAUAGCGUGACAAGCCUUCAGUUUGACAGCUCGCGGAUUGUCAGCGGUGGCAGUGACGGCCGUGUUAAGGUGUGGAGUCUACAAACUGGACAGUUACUCAGGGAAUUGUCCUCACCUGCAGAGGCAGUUUGGAGGGUGGCCUUCGAAGAUGAAAAGGCUGUGAUCAUGGCGAGUAGAUCGGGUCGGACAGUCAUGGAGGUUUGGACUUUCUCGCCUCCCCCCGAGGAAGAUACAGAUGAAAUUGUGCCACCCAGCUCAUCAAGUACUCCUGGGAUGCGUCCUGCCGAAGACGAUAGUCGGCAGAGAGCAUACCAUUCAGACCCUCCCACGAUACCCCUGGGCAACGAUGAUGACCAAAUAAUGCCGGACGCCCCUUCCUCCUAGCACACUCUUCUCCCAUGAUUUGACGUUCGCAUAUGACGAUCAUAUAAUCUUUCCCCCACCUUAUCAUGACUGACGUAAUAAUCAGAGCAUCUACUUUGUUUCCGACGACCUCUAGGAUCUUGUCGCAUUCGAAGCAUACAGUCAUCAGUUUGACCAGCCAUCACGGACCAGGAUUUGCAUUAUGGGUGUUGGUUUUUCUUUUGUUUUCCAAAACCGUACCGUUGUCCGUACCCACGAACUACAACGCAGAUGGAGUUCCAGGUGGGAAAUUGUCUGCCUUUGUGCAACCAAAUACCUUAUACCUGCCGGCGUACCAGCGUGAAUUGUUUUCUUAAGACUUGUUUUUAUUUAUAAUAGGUUAGAUGAUAUCCGCCUCGGGAGGUGAUGUAUUCGAGAUCUAAAGGGGUCUGUGGCCGUUCUAACUACAUAAAAGCGAAGAGAAUAUAUGGGGUCCAAUCCCAAUAACAUAUACAGACUGUAUUAUCAUGGGUGAGAACGUUUGUUCUAUUCGAUGCUGUA
This is a messenger RNA of Aspergillus caelatus, 3004 nucleotides long. RefSeq names its product F-box/WD repeat-containing protein. Gene Ontology annotation, molecular function: protein binding. NCBI's taxonomy places the organism in Eukaryota, Fungi, Ascomycota, Eurotiomycetes, Eurotiales, Aspergillaceae. The transcript is spliced from 4 exons. Bases 527 to 2485 code for a protein of 652 amino acids. The record is from RefSeq and is a predicted model, not a curated record.